CUUCUGCCUAGAGCCUCACAAAGAACCAAGGAACUUUGCUGAUUUGAAGGCAGGAGUGGAAAGUAUGGGAAAUGUGUGCCGAUUACCUAUAAGUAUAGGCCAUCCAGCCGUUAGAUGCCCUCACUGUCUGCCACUCUUUCUCUAUCUUAUGCACUCUUUUCUCAGCCCCUCUCGAUAGGAGCUUGGUCAUCUCCUUCCAUCUUCGCCGUUGGUCUCGCUUCCUCUCCCUCUUCUAAUCGACAUGGCACGCACCAAGCAGACUGCCCGGCGAGCCAAGCCGCAGCAAGAGCCCGACUCGGACUACACCGGCGAUGAGGACGAGAUUGACUCCCAAGUUGAUGAGACCCAGAACGAGGACACAGAGGAAGGUGUUAGUGACGAGGAACAGCGCAAGCGUGAGGAGCUGGAGAAGGCGCCUAUGAGGGCUGAGGUCAAACUUCUCGAAAAGCGCUGGACCAAGAAGGGCGUGGGAUACUUCUGUGAGCCGCAGGAGGACGAGGAGAUUCCAGAGCAGAAAACGAACUGGUACGAGAAGUUCGCCCUCUGCCAGACCAAUGUCUACGACUCGCGCAACCAGUUCGUUACGAACAAGCAACUUUCGGUCAACUCUCCGGCCCUCAAGAAGGCGCUGAGGGAGGUUAUCGGCAGCUUCCCGGGAAUCUCUUUCUUCACCGAUGAGAUCACCCUUGGCUUUCCGCCUCGAUGUCUGUAUCACUACCGCAGUGAACUCCAGGCAUACGCCGACAAGCUCAAGGAGGAAGAGCCCGGCUCCGAGGGCGCCGUCCACAUGGUGGUGCUGAUGGACUUCAUCAACGAGCACUUCGCCGAUACGAUCAAGGAGUCCGAAAACCUUGGCAAGGAAGGCCUCAUCAGCUACGACCUGCUUUGGACCAUCUUCAGGCCCGGCAUGCUGAUCUACUCGACCGUACUCGGCCAGGCGCGUGCCUUCAAGUUAAACAGCUACGCGUACCAGAGCACUACCUGCGGCGAGUUUCUCGCUCUGCAGUGCCAGCACGUGGACUUUGACGGUGAUGACUUUGGUACCCGCCAAACGUCACUUCCCGUGCGGAGGAUGGAAGGCGCCGUGCCCAUCGACGCCCUCUCUUCGUUUCCCAUGCUGCUCCACCCCAACCCGGAGCAGGCUACCCGGGAGCUCCUGGAACGGGGACGCAAGUGGGAGGCCCACGCCGGCCAGCACUUUGUGCAGUACCGCGGCGUCGCCCUGGACAGCGAGGGCUCCCGGUUCAACAUCGACAGCCGCACCAUGAUCGACUGCGCUACCCACCACCGCAUCAACGGCAACUCGUCCUUCACCCUCAGCCCCUUCCCGCAGUCCCGGGCGGCUCGGGACGGGAAGAAGCGCAAGCAGAACCCGAGCACCACCGACGCAGAGCUGGUGCCGCAGGAGCUCAAGAAGUACACAAAGCUCACCGACGAGCAGUGCGUGCUCGCUUCCGCCAUCGUGCGCGGCUUCGCCUUCUCGGAGAAGAGGUUCCUAGACUUCUUCAUCAGCUGCGUCUCGCCCGUCGACUGGAACCACAAGUGCUUCGAGCAGCUCGUGCUGCCCGACAGCCAGAAGGAGCUGGUCCAAGCCCUCGUGUCGGAGCACACGCGGCGCACGACGGACCCCAAGGCCGCGGCGUUCGACGACAUCGUCAAGGGUAAGGGCCGCGGCCUGAUCCUGGUGCUCCACGGCCCUCCCGGCGUGGGCAAAACGCUGACGGCCGAGUGCGUGGCCGAGUUCUCGGAGCGGCCGCUCUACAUCGUGUCGUCGGGCGACCUCGGCACCGACGCGUCGACGCUGGACCAGCGGCUGGCGCGCACGCUCGACUUGGCCAGCACCUGGAAGGCGGUGCUGCUGAUCGACGAGGCCGACGUGUUCCUCGAGCGACGGUCGCUGCGGGACAUGGCGCGCAACGCGCUCGUCAGCAUCUUCCUGCGCACGCUCGAGUACUACGGCGGCAUCCUGUUCAUGACGACGAACCGCAUCAAGACGUUCGACGACGCCUUCAAGUCGCGCAUCCACGUGCCGCUGCGCUACAGCGGGCUGCCGGCGUCGAGUCGCGAGCGCAUCUGGCGCAACUUCUUGUCGGCGGGCGGCGAGGCCGACGCCGACGACAUCGGCGACGAGGACUACCGACGCCUGGCCGAGGGCGACCUCAACGGGCGGCAGAUCAAGAACGUCGUCCGCACGGCUAGGUCGCUAGCCGCGCACAAGAAGCGCAAGCUGGACCACGCGCAGCUGCAGCAAGUCAUGGACAUUCAGAUGGCGUUUGAGCGGGACCUGGAUGGGAACGAUGACGACAUUGACAUGGUUGAGCGCUGAAGACAUUUAAGGUGUUUAUUAUCGGUUUAUUUUCCGGUUUCUUGUCUCCUUGUUUUCACGAGCUCCUUUGUUUCUUAGAUCCUUGGCCGCAUUCCUGCGCCAUUAUAUUUUUUAACAUGGCCCAUAGUACAACCAACGAGGCGCGAACCCGUAUGUGUGUUUUCCCAUAUCCCAUCUCAUUCGCUCGACGUAUCUUACGUCGAUGCGGACUGCAAGGUUUUAUUCGGGGAAUCUGCCGUUUGGCUGGGACUGCUUUUUUUUUCUUUUUUUUUUUUUUUUUCUUUCGGCGCAAGGGUACUUGGCUUUCAAAAUCAAAUCAAUGCAUGU
Molecule: messenger RNA, 2653 nt
Organism: Gaeumannomyces tritici R3-111a-1
Lineage: Eukaryota; Fungi; Ascomycota; Sordariomycetes; Magnaporthales; Magnaporthaceae
Exons: 2
Coding region: 242-2326 (694 amino acids)
Molecular function (GO): ATP hydrolysis activity; ATP binding
Source: RefSeq, a predicted model, not a curated record